Centropristis striata (black sea bass) is the source of this 7729-nucleotide messenger RNA. Its product is annotated as mitogen-activated protein kinase kinase kinase kinase 3-like. The coding region runs from base 252 to 3209 and encodes 985 amino acids. NCBI's taxonomy places the organism in Eukaryota, Metazoa, Chordata, Actinopteri, Perciformes, Serranidae. Gene Ontology annotation, molecular function: MAP kinase kinase kinase kinase activity; ATP binding. The transcript is spliced from 34 exons. Gene Ontology annotation, biological process: protein phosphorylation. The record is from RefSeq and is a predicted model, not a curated record.
UCACUACACUUUACCCUUGCAUAUUAAAAUCGUAAUUUUAAAUGUAACAGCUCCUUCUGGUCAGACUGCAUGGAGAGGCUACGCCAUGAUGUCCAUUGCGCAUGCCCAAUGCGCAGUGGAAGCCAUGUUGGAGCUACAGUGGACUCGGGCUGGGAUUUUCUGACGCCGUAUGUUUUUCUUAAAAUAUCUGUUUCCAUACAUUGUUGGGGUUCGUCAACCGUGCGCGAUCGGCGCCGUAAUCGGCAGUGGAAAUGAUGAACUCCAGUGUCGACCUGUCCCGGCGGAAUCCGCAGGAGGAUUUCGAGCUGAUCCAGCGGAUAGGAAGCGGCACAUACGGAGAUGUGUACAAGGCUCGUAAUGUAAACACAGGAGAGCUGGCUGCUAUCAAAGUCAUCAAACUGGAACCGGGUGAGGACUUUGCUGUCGUCCAGCAGGAGAUUAUAAUGAUGAAGGACUGUAAACACUCCAACAUCGUAGCCUAUUUUGGCAGUUACCUACGGAGAGAUAAGUUAUGGAUCAGUAUGGAGUACUGUGGAGGUGGAUCUCUGCAGGACAUCUAUCACGUAACCGGGCCUUUGUCAGAGUCACAGAUAGCCUACAUGUCACGGGAGACCAUGCAGGGUUUAUACUACCUACACAAUAAAGGCAAAAUGCACAGAGACAUCAAGGGAGCUAACAUCCUCCUGACAGACAACGGCUAUGUUAAACUAGCUGACUUUGGUGUAUCGGCCCAGAUCACAGCAACUCUAGCCAAGAGGAAGUCGUUCAUUGGAACUCCGUACUGGAUGGCUCCAGAGGUAGCAGCAGUGGAGAGGAAAGGAGGUUACAAUCAGCUGUGUGAUAUCUGGGCUGUGGGCAUUACUGCAAUAGAGCUGGCUGAACUGCAGCCACCCAUGUUUGAUCUGCACCCCAUGAGGGCUCUCUUCUUAAUGACCAAGAGUAAUUUCCAGCCUCCUAAGUUGAAAGAUAAAGUCAAGUGGACAAACAACUUCCACCAUUUUGUCAAACUAGCCCUCACAAAGAACCCAAAGAAGAGGCCCACAGCUGAGAAACUGCUGCAGCACCCCUUUGUGUCCCAGCCGCUCAGCAGGACGCUGGCAAUAGAGCUGCUGGACAAAGCCAACAACCCCGACCACAGCACCUUCAAUGACUUUGAUGACGACGACCCGGAGCCAGAGUCUCCAGUCUCUGUUCCUCAUCGUAUUCGUUCCACCAGCAGGAGCGCCAGGGAGGGAAAGACGCUGUCAGAGAUUAACUUUGGUCAGGUGAAGUUUGACCCUCCAUUGAGAAAGGAGACAGAACCUCAUCAUGAACCGUGUGAAUCUGAGCCCUAUCUGGACUGUGUUGAGGAGCUCUACUAUACCGCGAGAUCUAAUCUGGACUUGCAGUUGGAGUAUGGACGCGAUUCACCAAGUCUGCUUGGAGGAAACAAGAGUCUUCUCAAAUCUGUGGAAGAGGAGCUGCAGCAGAGGGGCCAUGUGGCACACUUAGGGGAUGAUGAUGAUGAGGAUGAUGAUGGUGCAGAUGAUGAUGAAACUCACACUCAUAAAUCAAGCACUAUCAUGAGGCCAAAGGUCCCACCUCCCCUUCCUCCCAAGCCCAAGUCGAUCUGCUCGUCACAGCCGCCACAGCAGCAGCAACUAAAACAUGACGAUAGCCAAUCACACAGCGAGGACGACGGCGGAGGGGGAGGCACCAUCAAACGCUGUCCAGUCCCAGAGACGGCGAGCCCCGCCAAGCCCGCCUCCAACGUCCCCCCGCGGCCCCCGCCUCCCAAGCUGCCGCCCCACCGCCGCAGCAGCCUAGGUAACGAGAGCCCCAAGCGCACGGACGUCGAAAACUCUGCCCCAGAGGAUGAUGGGAGCUUUAGGCAUUUCUGGGAGUGGCUCCACACGCCUCACACUGAGGAGGAGCUGGAGGAGGCGUGGGAGGUGCUGAAGGAGGUGAAAGAGGAGCAGGAAAAAGAGGAGAAAAAGGAAGCGAGAAAUGGGCUGAACACAGCUCCACACCCACACGGUGCUGGGGAGAGGGACAGUCCAGCAGACAGACAGUCCACCAUGCCCCCUAGUGUCCCCAUACGGAAAGACAAGAAGGACGUUCCGAAGCCAAUCAGUAAUGGCCUUCCCCCUACACCCAAAGUCCAUAUGGGUGCAUGUUUCUCCAAGGUGUUCAACGGCUGUCCUUUGAAGAUCCACUGUGCCACCUCCUGGAUCAAUCCCGACACCAGAGACCAGUAUUUGAUAUUCGGAGCUGAAGAGGGAAUCUACACAUUAAACCUUAAUGAGCUGCAUGAGACCUCAAUGGAACAGCUCUUUCCUCGGCGGUGUACUUGGUUAUACGUCAUGAACAAUUGUCUUCUUUCCAUAUCUGGAAAAGCCUCUCAGCUGUACUCCCAUAGUCUGAGCGGUCUGUUCGAACAGGCCAGACAGUUACAGAAGUUGCCAGUAGCCAUUCCCACACACAAGCUGCCUGACAAGAUGAUUCCCAGGAAGUUUGCAGUGUCCAAUAAAAUUCCAGACACUAAAGGGUGCCAAAAGUGCUGCGUAGUCCGUAAUCCGUACACAGGCCAUAAGUACCUGUGUGGAGCCUUUCAGUCGAGUGUCAUGCUGUUGGAGUGGGUAGAGUCCAUGCAGAAGUUCAUGCUCAUCAAGAACAUCGACUUCCCUUUGCCGUGUCCGUUGGAGGUCUUUGAGAUGUUGGUGGUCCCGGAGCAGACCUACCCUCUGAUCUGUGUGGCAGUCAGUAAAGGCACCGAACUCAACCAGGUGGUCCGGUUCGGCACGGUCAACCCCAACUCUACCUCUUCCUGGUUCACGGAAGCAGGUGAGAACUACACACCACAGACGUGUGUAAUCCACGUCACUCAGCUAGAAAGGGACACUAUCCUCGUCUGCCUCGACAGGUGUAUAAAGAUAGUGAACCUCCAGGGCAGGUUGAAAUCCAGCAGGAAGUUGUCAGCCGAACUCACCUUCAACUUUCAGAUCGAAGCCACAGUUUGUCUCCAAGACAGUGUACUGGCCUUCUGGAGGCAUGGCAUGCAGGGACGCAGUUUCAAGACCAAUGAGAUUACCCAGGAGAUCUCUGACAGCACACGCAUCUUCAGACUACUGGGAUCAGACAGGGUGGUGGUGCUGGAGAGCAGGCCCACAGACAACCCUACAGCCCACAGCAACCUCUACAUCCUGGCAGGCCACGAAAACAGCUACUGAGACACACACAAACACACAUCCGCACAUAAACACACUCUCUCUAAACAGCCUACCACUAAUGCAAACAAGGGAGUGAAGCAACCAGGAGACACACUCAGCCCAACCUUACCGCUAACCCACCCAACCUCCUGUGUAACUGGGAGACGAGCCGUUUGUGGGUGCAGAUGUGGAUUCCCAGUUGCAGACGUUUAAAAUGCACCGCAGCAUUACAUGUGUAUUAGUGUUGUAGUAGGGCAGCGGCUUGUGGAGCCGUUUCUGACAGGGGGAGGGUUUUAAACUGCUGGUCUGAGGCCAGUUUGGGUGGAGAUAGCCGAGGGAAUCUGCACCUUAGUCCAGCGACUUCAACCCAGAGUCCUUCCUGAUACCAUCCCACCUUUCCCUGCAUACUGCACAUUGGGAAAAACCCGCAUCCAGCACAGAAGUCUGACGUCAACACUACUUCUACUACUAGUUCUACACAUACUACUAUUACUACUGCUACUUGCGCUAAAGCUUCACAGAAGAGCCAUCUUGCACAGAAAACCUUUCUCUCCCUCCUCCUCCUCUUUCCUUUCCGCCUUUUUUAUUUUGAAACUUCACCUUUAUUUAUUGUGGCAUGAUGUAACUUUAACAACCAGGAUGGCUUUCCUGUUUUAUUUGUUUUUUAAAAAAGGACAAAAAAAAAGAGAAAACGACUAAAAAAGCUUUGCCACCUCUGCUAGCAUCGAAUUCCGAUACCCGUCACCACACCACACAAGUGCUUAUUUGACCUCUAUUUAAUUGUUGUAAAUAUAAAUGUAGUAUUUUUUUGACAGAGACGAACACUAAAAAGACUGGUCAUGUAGAUAGGCGUGUGUAUAGUUGCUCUGUACAACUGUGGAGACAAACAGAGAGACAGACAGGCGCGGAGGAGCGACGGGGCAGUAAAUUCCCUUCCUGGUUCCCUGAUCAUGUGACGAGGGUCAGGAGCACCCUGGAGUCUCCUCAGGUGGACAGCUUUAGCAAUCUGAUAUUACUCUAAUAAUCCGGAGCUCAGGAUCGAACUGAGCGAACACAGGAAGCAGCACCGAUUGGUCAUUUUGUUUUUCAGUUUUGCAUGCAUCACCAUCGAAACUUCCUGCUCAUUUAAGUUCCUCCUUUUCCUUUUUUUUAAUGCUGUUUUAAUCCGAAAGCUUUUUUUAUUUUGCUUUUUUAUUUUAUUUUUAUCGAACCACUGGUGUUAAAAUUUUGCACAGAGAAAAAGGUAUUUGAUAAAAACAAAUGUGAUGUCAUAAUAAUAUAUGACCUUGUGUGUAUGCACCGUGUGUGUGUAUGUGUGUGUGCGUGUGUGUGUAUGUGUGUGCGUAGACAUAGAUUAUGCACAUACAAGUGCGUCAUGUACAGAUCUGGUCUUUAACAAGUGACAGUUGUGUUUCUGCUCAAGGCCAACAGAUAUUAAGAAAAACUAUUCUAAAAGAGCUGGAUUUACACAGAAAGAAACAUCUAUAUUUAUUCAGUAGAUCUGGUAUAUAUUAGCCGAAUUUCCAGAAUUAAAUUGACUAACCAGCGUCCCAUGUGGUACUGCAAAAAUGAUAAACAGAUUGAUCAAAAAUACUGCUUGAAAAAGAUCUGUAAAGCUCAGACGUGAUCACAUUAAGCCAGAUUAAACACACUCACUGCAGUAAAAAAUGAGCUAAAGGCCUAACUUUCCUUCUUCGCUAGCUUCUGAUUUUACUAGCCUGGAGUUUCUCUCAGAAAGCCCAGAAUCAGGGCAGGGAAUAUAACUUCUGUGUAAGUCCAAUUGGUUUAUUCCCUUUUAGUCAUAUUCAGACGUUUUAAACUUCGGCCUUAUUUGCUGUGACUUUUUUAAAGGCUGACAUCUGUAUAAGAGAUCACUACAUGCAUGUAGAUGUGCACUGUGUGGUGUGUAGGAGAGUCUAUAUGUGGCAGUACACUACCAGUCUUUACAAGCUGUGACACUAGAGGUUGCUUCCAAGGACGUCAACACUUAUAGCUGAAUUUAACUGAGACACCAUCGCUAAACCUGAGAUCUGAACAGAGCUGAAACGUUUGGAUUCAUUUUCCAGAAGUCAGUUUUUCAUUCAUUUUUUAAUAUUAUCCAUAGAAGUUUAAAACAACCAACAUAUGAACAAGUAUCAUUGCUAUUAUUAGAGCUAUUAUUAUUACUGAUAACUACUAUGGUCACAGUAAUAUCUCUGUAUUUAAUGUGGCAAGAAAUCCUGUUUCCGCUGCCAUCUGGUGGUUCAUUCUUACCACAUAACACCUAUUCCCAACAAAGCUGAAAUCCGGUUGGACAUUGCAGUAGAAAUAGCAACAAUUACAGUGCUUUAAACUGUCCUAGCUGACUAUAGAAUAAAUUGAAGCUAUAUUUAUGGAUGAGAACAUUUCAGCUCUGUAUAGAUGUGUCACUGAAUACUACUAAGGUGGUUUUAAAAGGGACAUGUUGGGCUGUUUAAGAAAAGAAUGUAACGUCAUUUUGUCAUAUUCUCAACCUUUAAAUGUAACUUUACCAACAUGGCAGCAUGUUCCUCCUCCAACCAACAUCUCUACACUAUUUCACUUGUUUCCAUGGGUUAAAACGGAUCAUCUCAGUGGAUUCCAUCUCCUGAUGCUUUAUUGCACCAUUGUGGUGAAGCGGCUCAAACAAAGGUUGAAUCCAUUGUGAGGAUGUAUUUUAUUUGUUUUUAUUUCCUGUGCACACUUUGCUUGUGUAAAAUAGCCGCAGAGUGUUGCUUUGCACCUGGAAACAAAUCGAAUCAUGUAAGACAUUUAGAGUGGAUCUGUUCCUGUAUGUGGUGCUGUUCAUAGGACUGUGAUUGCUGUAAUUUUACCACAAAUCAGCCACAGAAGGGAUAAAUGUUACAGCUAGGGGUGAUCAGCUUUCAGGGCAUAUAACUAUAGAAGCCCAUUCCUGUCAAUGUAACAAAAAAUAAAAAUAAAAAGCACCUUUAAGUCAUUAUAAUGAGGAACUUUUCCAAAAUAAUGACUCAAUAUCUCAAGUUGUGACUCAAUGUAAUGAGAAACUUUAUCAGUAUAACAAAUUAAUAUUUCAGAAUAUCAAGUUAGCUUGAGUUAUUUUUGACAGUUUAUUAUUUUGACUCAUUAUUUUGUGAUACUAAAAGUCACUAUCUUGAGACAGUUUCUCAAAAUGAUUAAAAGAAUCUUUUUUUCAUAUGUUUUUCUGUUACUGACAGAAAUGGGCUUUCAUCUAUGACAGAAUUGUUUUGAAUUGCCUUGAAAGCAAAUCACUUCCCCAUACGAGCAAGUUAGCCAACAUCAUGCUAAUAUAUGUGCUUCGAGCCAACACCUGAUCAAUAGAGAUGUGUCAUAGUUUCAGGGCUGCAACUUUUUGUUCACACAAUCAUGUUAUUUAGCAAAAAUGUUUUAUUAUCAAUUUGUUCACUCAGUGUCAAAAUUACAGUAGCAGUACCAAGUAAACUCAGCCAUUAAGCCUAAUUAUCACUUUUCAUUUAAUUUGAUGAGAUUAAUUAUUUCUUCCUUAACGGUUCAUCUAUUUUUUUCCUUUUUUAAAUAAAUCUAUCACAUUCCUUUACAAUUAUUAUGGAUUAGUUGAUGUCAAAUAUCCUUUAUUUUACAUUUUUAAAUGUAAUGCCAAAAUAUCUUAUUGAACAAUUUUAUGGCCAAGUUUAGAUAGUCUACCUCGUGGUUAUGUCCUAGAUUAAAUUAAAAGAAAAUGUCUAAUUCUAAAGACAGCCAUCAGCAGCGUAUAAUGUGUCUUUGUUUUCUAAGUUGUAAAUGAGAGGAAGUUCAGAAAUCCCAAGUUACUAAAACACACAAAGACAAAGUGAAUGAGAUAUUCCACUGACGUUUUUUUAAAAGGUUUUUUUUUUUUCUUCUAAAUUUUGAAAUCUCUUUUCUCAAGCCCAACAAAACUCUCAUCCUGUAUCAUAGCUGCACAUCUAAACGGCCAAUAUAAACAAUUCUUAAAAUCUCAUAUCAUUUCUUCAGUGGGGUUUUACUUUUUGAGGGAACUGUUCCCUUUUGCAAAAUAACAAAGUAUGUUUCUGUGAGAUUGAAUGUCACUUCCAUGACUCCUAAUUCCUGCUGUCAUAAAUAAUAAUAACCUAAUCUAUAAUCCCCUGAAGCAGGUGCCAACACGGCCUUUCAUUGUGCUGAAAAAACUCCUCCUGGGUCAAAUCACAUGUGAAAGUAAUUCAAAGGGAUUGUUUUAAAAUUAUGUGGGCACCAGAUGAAGUGGAUUUUCUGAAUGUCACAGAAAAGUGAAUUAGCAUUAACAUGUUUUUCCUGGGAUUGCCUGGCUCUCAUCGUACCUUGUGCAGAUUAAAAUAAACGCUGAUCCCAGGUCUCCUCCCAAUAUACAACAACACACUAUAAGUCUCCUCUGUUCUGUCGCUAUUACAUCACCUUUGUCUUUUGUUUUCAUAAUGCAAUGCACACGUUAUGAAAUGUAUAUAGUGUAAAAUAAAAAUGGGUUUGUUUUACAUACUGUAUAAUUGCCUAUAUUUUGUUUCAGAAGUGUAACAGAUUUAUGAGAUGACAGGUUAACACAUUAAAAAGAA